ACUAAAAGAUCAUUAAGGAUGCCGUCCAACAAAUUAAUUUGCGGUUAACGUCUAUUGAAAAGAUCCUUCCCGAAGAUGUAUUUUUACUUUUACAAACCUUUCUUUACUUUCUGUAUUCAAAAGUUUUUGUUAUUUCAGAUGCCGGAAAAAACUGAAGUUCAGGCAGAAGGCAAAAAUUUGCGUGAAUGCAAAGUACUGACGGCUACAACUCAGAAGUUCCUUGGCCGCAUUACCAGCAAUAUAGAGGAUGAAGAGUAUUUGGAGCUUUCAUCCAAAAUUCCCAUGUCAUCGGCAGAACAACUACUGACUGUUGAAACGCUGUUAAAAGCGAAGAUGCGGCUACUGGCAAAGGCAAAGGGUCAUAAAGGUAGUGUGCACGGUGGCCUUCGUUCGUUAUUUUCAGACGAGUUAAUGGCUAACUACAAUCGUAGGGGAAAAUUUGCGCCUUUUGAAACUAAAGUGCAUUGAUAUAAUUUUUGUUGAAUUUUAUAAAAAUAAAUAUAUAAUACCAAAUUUAGAAUAGCUUUGCAAAUAGUUUUUCCAAAAAUAAGCAACAUAAAUAUUAAUUUAAAAUUAAGUCUAAUAAAGUAAGGUAGAUACAUAUAUACAAAGUUACGUUAUUGUUAAGUUAGAUUAAGUUGUAAAUAAUAUUUAUUUUAGGAUGUACUUACUAAUUUUAGU
Bactrocera neohumeralis is the source of this 681-nucleotide messenger RNA. RefSeq lists its product as uncharacterized. Bases 76 to 468 code for a protein of 130 amino acids. The record is from RefSeq and is a predicted model, not a curated record. NCBI's taxonomy places the organism in Eukaryota, Metazoa, Arthropoda, Insecta, Diptera, Tephritidae. The transcript is spliced from 2 exons.